Stegodyphus dumicola is the source of this 1634-nucleotide messenger RNA. Its product is annotated as phosphatidylinositol-3,5-bisphosphate 3-phosphatase MTMR14-like. Gene Ontology annotation, biological process: dephosphorylation. Gene Ontology annotation, molecular function: phosphatidylinositol-3-phosphate phosphatase activity. The record is from RefSeq and is a predicted model, not a curated record. NCBI's taxonomy places the organism in Eukaryota, Metazoa, Arthropoda, Arachnida, Araneae, Eresidae.
GACUUGGAGAUUAUCUCUUCAGUUUGUUUACACUGGCUUUAAUUCUUCUGUAAUUCAGGUAAUUGAAAUGGCAAGUCGUGAUACCGGAGAUGCUGUGAAUGAAAGACUGGUUGCAGCUAUAUUCGAACGGGCUGCAAGCCAUCGCUACGAUCCAGCUGUUUAUAAUGAGGAGGAUGAAAGAGCAUUCGAAUGCUGUCGGAUCCUUUUCAGUAAAGAUUACAAUUGUCAAGUGGUGUCUAAUUGUGAAAAUCGCAGCGCCCAUUAUCCAGCGAAACUCAUUAUUCCUGUAAAGGAGAAUACAGGUAUUGCCGAACAAGAACCCAUUCCCGGACAACAAAGUUCCGACGACAGCUCUCGGAGUUUCCAAGCUGGACUUUAUGAGAACAUGUUUAAAAGUUCGCAAGCUUGUAGAAUGAAUAAACGGUUUCCUGUCCCAACAAUAUUAUGGAAUGGAAAAUAUCUCUCUCGUACUGGUUCACUGGAUGUCCUUUCGGUGGCAACAGAUAUGGAUGAAACUCUAAAGCAAGAAGGUUCUCAAGCAAGUGACUUUAUAUUCCAGAUAAAUAUUGCCACUGCAGCUUUCUUCAUGAGGAACAUGAAAUUCUUUAGUGAAAUAAAAAUGGACGUUGCUCUUUUGGAAUACUUGGAUGUGAAUUACAUUUGUGACUUGAGAGUAAGAGACACAAGCAAAAGCUUUCCUAAUUUCGCGGAUUCUUGUGAAGCUUACCAGAAGUAUUACGUAGGAUUCACAACUGUACACAUGCCAUACCCAGGUAUCGGCUAUUUUAGAAAAUACCACAAUCUACGGAGGCCUAAAUUACUAUCUUGCGAUCUAGAUAAGGUAUCUCCACCACGCUAUGAGCUGGCAUUGGCUGACAUAGACUGCACGACACUUUUUCAAACCGACUUGAAAAAAUACGAGAGAUGGAGCCUACAUGAUAUAACACUAAAUUAUCUACUGGUUUUACAGACUUAUCUUACUUCCGACACCCUUCCAAGACGAGGGAUCCUACUGCAUUGCAUUGCUGGUCAAGAUAGGACCCCACUUUUCGUAACACUAUUGCGUUUGUCCUUUUGGGCUGACGACUUAAUGCAUGAGAGCCUGAAUCCCCUAGAAAUGCUCUACUUGACCGUUACCUAUGAUUGGUACAUGUUUGGGCAUGAUUUGACGGAAUGCCUAGAUAAGGGUUACGAGAUAAUGCAUUUCUGUUACAACAUGCUUGAUCGCAUUUCAUCUGACAGAUUUUCAGUGAGGAAAGCUGAUGAGCCAGCUGCCAGAGCAAGGUUCAUUCCGUGUUGUCCAACCGUAACUGACCGUAAGAGAAAGCUUACAGAAGUAAAGAAACUGUUUUUGAAAUUUUAUGCCAGGAUUGAACGAAGACCCAGCCAAUAGCGUGCGUCGACAAAUAGAGGGUGAAGAUGAUUUGUAGAUCAGUAAUUGGCUAGUGACUUUAGACUUCUCCAAUUUGAAUGGAAGUUUUGGAUGCAGGAAAUCUGCACUUUACGUACACAUUCAAAUUAGUGAUAUAUUUUAAUGGCUUGUAUUAAAUUUUAUUAUGGCUUGCUCUCUGAAUGUUUCUUGAUAUUUUAAUUCUUAUAUGAAUUAUAACGAAAUAAACUGUUUAUUAAUUUUA